Musca domestica (house fly) is the source of this 1747-nucleotide messenger RNA. RefSeq names its product annexin B11 (gene AnxB11). Gene Ontology annotation, cellular component: cytoplasm. Gene Ontology annotation, molecular function: calcium-dependent phospholipid binding; calcium ion binding. NCBI's taxonomy places the organism in Eukaryota, Metazoa, Arthropoda, Insecta, Diptera, Muscidae. The coding region runs from base 61 to 1626 and encodes 521 amino acids. The transcript has 7 exons. The record is from RefSeq and is a predicted model, not a curated record.
AUAUUUUUGGAAUCUAGUUUUUGAUUGUAUUUUAAAGAAAACAACAACAACAGCAACAACAUGUAUCCAUUUGGUUCCGGCAUGCCACAACCACAUCCUCCCACAUCAACGCCUGGUUACAAUCCACAACCGGGUAUGUCAGCCGGUGUACCAUUCGGUGCGGGUUGGGUGGCGCCCACCCAACACCCACAUCAACAACAACAACAGCAGCAGCAACCGACAAAUUCUCAUUAUCCAUCUGCCGCCACACAUCAUGCUCCCUAUCCCACAAAUAAUGCACCUUAUCCUCCCACUAACCCAGCACCAUACCCUACGACUAACACAGCACCCUAUCCCACGGCUGGACCCUAUCCUCAUGCAUCACCUUAUCCCAGCAACAAUGGACAUCAGCCGUCACCCUAUCCGGGAUCCUCAUAUCCUCACAAUCCCCAUCAAACACCCUAUCCCACAUCGACAGGUUCACCAGCUCAUUAUCACAAUCCAUCAUACGGACAGGCACCACCCACACACCCCACAUCAUACAAUCCCAAUCAUGGCUAUACACCGGUUCGUACCUCAAUGGGAUUAGAAUCGCCGGCUGGCAAUAUCCAACACUGUUUCGAAGAGUUGGCCCAGAGGCAAGGCCAUCCCAUACAACAUCACUACUCCACUGCUCCACGGAGAGAGGGAACCCCAACUGUAUUCCCAGCCCAAAACUUUGAUCCCGUCAAGGAUGCCCAUGACUUACGCAAGGCCAUGAAAGGCUUUGGCACCGAUGAGGAUGCCCUUAUCAACAUCAUUUGCCGUCGUUCCAAUGAACAGAGACAGGAAAUCCAACGUCAGUAUAAAACCCACUUUGGCAAAGAUCUUAUUGAGGACAUUCGCUCCGAGACAAGCGGAAAUUUCGAAAAACUGUUGGUUGGCCUUUUGCGUCCCAUUGUCGAUUACUAUUGUCAUGAGCUGAACGAUGCCAUGGCUGGCAUUGGCACUGAUGAAGAUGUGCUCAUUGAAAUUUUAUGUACUCUAUCGAAUCAUGAGAUUCACACGAUUAAAAAUCAAUAUUUAAGAUUAUAUGGUGCCCAUUUGGAAUCGGAAUUGAAAUCCGAAACAUCGGGAAAUUUCAAACGUCUCUUGGUCUCGCUGUGCACUGCGGCCCGCGAUGAAAGCGGUCAUGUUGACCGUGCUGCUGCCCAGAGUGAUGCCCGUGAAUUGCUCAAGGCUGGUGAGUUGCGUGUCGGCACCGAUGAGAGCAUGUUCAAUAUGAUUUUGUGCCAACGUAACUAUCAACAAUUGAAAUUGAUUUUCCAAGAGUAUGAAACAAUGACCGGUCACUCGCUGGAGAAGGCAAUUAAAAAGGAAUUCUCCGGUGAUAUAAUGGAAGGCCUAAUUGCCAUUUGUCGUUGUGUCAACAACAAGGCUGAAUAUUUUGCCUCACGUCUACACAAGAGUAUGGCUGGCAUUGGGACCAAUGACAAGCAGUUGAUACGUGUGAUUAUCACCCGGUGUGAGAUCGAUAUGGCCGAUAUUAAGGCUGCCUUUGAGCGUAUGUACGGCAAGAGUCUAAAGAGCUGGAUUAAGGGUGACACAUCGGGUCACUACAAACAUGCCCUGUAUGCCUUGGUGGGCGAACAACGUUCAAAUUCUUAAAACCUGAAAUGGAGUAAUGUUAUACGAAAUAUAUUUUUUUUAAGGGAAGAAGUCCAUUUUGAAAGGGAGAGAAAGAAUAAAAUGAUAUUUUAAUGUUGACAUUAAUCACAAUCGAAUAUUU